AUGAACGGCAGGAUGUUCUUCUUCACCGUUGGCGCUCUGAGCUUCAUGCCCUUUGCGGCAGCUGGGAAGAUGGCCAUCGUACGUGUCUUCGCGACCAGUGAGGAGGUCGCGUAUCUGACGCAGUCCUACACGGAGUGGGAGUCGACCAUGCCAUGCGCAAACCCUGGCCAGAGCAGCAAUGUAGACCUGAUCUUGGUUUACAGCAAGGACCUCGCCACGGACGCCACGGCCACGGCCGCAGUCCAGUCCUAUGAGUCAGGCUUUGCACGGAAUGAGCACUGGACCGGUUGCUUCGGAGGCAUCAAGAAUUUCUCCGCCAAGCUUACCCCAGAGGAAGACCAGUACGAUGACCAGGGGUAUGCCACGAAUAGGCACUGGGUCUCAGGCCCCAACAUGGUCUUUAAGCAUGUUGUGGAGGCCAUGUUCACUGGUGCCUUUGCCGGUGAGUACGACAGCUUCUUCUGGAUGGAGAUGGAUGCUGUUCCUGUGAUGGCAAACUGGCUGGACAAGUUUGUGGAAGAGGCUGCAGAGAUGUCUGCCAUGAACAUGGCCAUCCGUGGCAGCCCCUACUAUGGAGCCAACUGGCUCAUGUUCUCACACAUGAUGCCAUCCUAUUUGCUGAACCACAUCAACGGCAAUGCCAUCUACAACCUGCAGCACCCGUGGACGAAGUUCCUGUUCGACACGUUCACUGCAGAAGGCAAUGCCAACUUGAUCGAGGAGAUGGCCUUCGACACCGCCUACUCCGCUAUCACCGCAGCUGCCAUGGAGGGCUCCAACAGCAUCCGUUGCAGCAGCAUGGGCAGCUAG
This is a messenger RNA of Symbiodinium sp. CCMP2592, 810 nucleotides long. NCBI's taxonomy places the organism in Eukaryota, Dinophyceae, Suessiales, Symbiodiniaceae. The record is from the annotation of a GenBank genome assembly.